AUGGAAGGAGACAAGAUGUCCAACCGCCAUACCCUCAUCGAGGAAGAGCUUCUGGAGGCGUUUCGCAUGGAGCCGGACCUGAUGGUAACAUUUCGAGCCGCCGCCCCUCCUGUGCAAAGGCGCACUCCGCAGACGGACAACUGGCAGCUGGCACUCAUGCAAAAGGCCGAGCUCACCCGGGACAAGUAUCUCGAGAAGGCAAAGCUGGAGGCCAACAAGCACCAGAGGGCGAGCGCGAAGGUGAUGGAGCUAGAGUUGAAAAGGAUUGAGGGCGAGCUGGAGCAGCGUCAGGCGGACAUGCCGUCACUGGAGUCGCUGGCCGAGGCAUUGGGACUCGACGGGCGUGCUGAGCGACAGGCGGCCAUUAACCACCUGCACCAGCUCACUGGCGAUGAGCUCCGGCGACGUCUGCAGAUCCUGCUAGCGACUGCUCUCCCCAUCGAGAACGGAUGGGAGCUGAUGUAG
Messenger RNA from Symbiodinium natans, 465 nucleotides. Lineage: Eukaryota; Dinophyceae; Suessiales; Symbiodiniaceae. The record is from the annotation of a GenBank genome assembly.